Ricinus communis (castor bean) is the source of this 2439-nucleotide messenger RNA. Its product is annotated as protein SUPPRESSOR OF FRI 4. The coding region runs from base 183 to 1457 and encodes 424 amino acids. The transcript has 6 exons. The record is from RefSeq and is a predicted model, not a curated record. Gene Ontology annotation, cellular component: nucleus. Gene Ontology annotation, molecular function: DNA binding. Lineage: Eukaryota; Viridiplantae; Streptophyta; Magnoliopsida; Malpighiales; Euphorbiaceae.
UAAAUAAUUAAAUUCAUUCAUCAUCCUCGUCAAAAAGGAGAUUAGAAAUCAGAAGCAACCAAAAGAACAAAAACCCUAAUUUGAAACAAUCGGCUUUUGAUUAUCAGAUUACAGACAGAGGCAUUGUCGAAGAAGAAGAAGAAGAAGAAGAGAGAGAGAGAAGACAGAGAGGAAGGGGUAAAAUGGGAAAGAAAAAGAAGAGAGUAGCAUCAAAGGUAUGGUGCUAUUACUGCGAUAGAGAAUUCGACGAUGAGAAAAUAUUAGUACAGCAUCAAAAGGCGAAGCACUUCAAGUGCCAUGUCUGUCACAAAAAGCUUUCUACUGCUGGGGGAAUGGCUAUCCACGUCCUCCAGGUUCACAAAGAGAGCGUCACCAAGGUUCCGAAUGCGAAACCUGGAAGAGAAUCAACUGAUAUUGAAAUUUAUGGAAUGCAAGGAAUUCCACCUGAUGUACUGGCUGCACACUACGGAGACGAAGAGGAAGACAACCCAUCAAAAGUUGCCAAAGUGGAUCUUCCAUCUCCGCUUGGUGGUAUAAUGCCUGGACCAGUGGGUGUUGGAUAUCCUCCACAAACUUUAGGCGUUGUGCAACCAAUUUACAGUUCUGUUGUACCGGUGCCUCCUGCUGGCUGGCCAGUUCCUUCUCGACCACAGCCGUGGUUCUCACAGCCUCCUGCUGUUUCAAUACCAUCUACUGCUCCCACAGGAUAUGCACAGCAGCCAUUGUUUCCAGUGCAAAAUGUGAGGCCACCUCUGCCCUCAGCUACAUCGCCUGCUCUUCAACUUUCCCAAGUAGCUCCUCCAGGAUUGCCCUCAUCCACACCACCUAUUCCUGUAUCACAACCAUUAUUUCCUGUCAUAAGCAAUAACUUGCCUCAAAGUUCACCAUUUUCUACUCAUUUACCUACACCAAAUAUUCCGUCAAGCACCCUUGGAGAGGUUAAAGGUUCUGUGGAUGUGCUUUCAGGUGCUAACAAUUCUCUAACAACUAGCUACCAUACUCCAGGUAUUCCAGGUGGAACAUUAGCCAAUUCACAUUCUUAUGCCUCUGGUCCAAAUACCGGUGGUCCUUCUAUUGGACCACCCCCAGUUAUUGCAAAUAAGGCUCCUGUGACCCAGCCAGCUGUUAAUGAGGUCUAUUUAGUUUGGGAUGAUGAAGCAAUGUCCAUGGAGGAAAGAAGAAUGUCCUUAGCAAAGUAUCAGGUGCAUGAUGAAACUAGCCAGGUAAGUUGUGACUACCUCUUUUAUGUUUGGAGUUGGUUUACACAUCUAACCAGAUGGGUAGGCUUUAUGCUUUGUGUUCUCAGAUACAGUUGUUUACACAUUGAUACCUAUUUAGAGAGGUAUUUCCUGUAUGAAUUUUCGAUUCCUCUAUUUUCUUUUAUUAAGAACCCCCCAGUUGGUAAAAAAUAUAUGCCUCUAGGUCAGUAUGUGAUGAAUUUCAAACUUAUCGACUGAGGGCAUGCUAUUAUCUUUUUCUUUUUCCUUUUGUUGCUCUGCAAUUCUAUUUUUUGCAUGUCAACGCCACCUAAUUUGUGGUUGUCUGAAGAUUCAAGUAGGUGUGAAUGUUUAUGCUGGUAGUUAGUAAUUACCAUUUUUUACAAGCUUGCUGGAAUCAACUCGAGGGUUCUCCAUCCUAGCAUCCUUCUCAGUUAAGGAGUGUAUGUAUUUGCUGAUUUAGAAUUUGAAUUUAUUUAUUAUUUACAUGCCCUAUGCUUUAACUCCGAAGUGUGGGGGUUUGGGUGGAACAAGAUGAUACCCAACAGAUUUUUGCUCAUUACAAUUUAUUUUUAUCAUCGAACCGUGAAUUCAGACUUGGCCCAGGUCAGCUUCUUUCAAAGUUUGGUAUCUUUUGCAUAGGACCAAGCUUUAAUAAAUCUGGUUUGUCAACUGAUUUAUGGUCACAGUACAAAUUUUUGACCGUUUCCCUUGCUGGUGCAUGUUUCAGAUGAGUUCAAUUGAUGCAGCCAUUGACAGAAGGAUACUGGAAAGCAGGCUUGCUGGUCGAAUGGCAUUCUAGAUCAACCAAUGGCCACGAAUUCAACACUCGAUAUUGCAGGAUUGCAUGAAUUGGACUGGGUCCUGUCAUAGUUGUCAUUGCUUGGAUCCUGCGGAGAACCAAUCUUGUAUGUUGUACUCUUUACAAGAAAGCAAGGUAGAAGAGCCAUUCUUUAGCAUGCAACAAAUUUCUUGACAGAUGCUGAUCGGUUCUGCAUCUUUUUGAUCUCGUUUUCUUCUAUUUAUUCAUCACAAGUCUGUUAGGAUAGGGUUUUUGAGUCUUCCUUGACAAGCCGGUGCCGAAUUGUUGGGGCCUCUCUUUCCCCUGGUGACUUAGAAACAUAGAAUUGUCCAUCAUUUGUUUUGGUGGUAUGUAUUUCAAUUAUUUUCCAAAAUAAUGUUAAUGGUAACAAUUGUCAAUUCAUUAUUAUGUUAGAAACUA